AUGACUGAAAAUAGUCUAGACCCAAUCUCAAGAACAUUUUGGUACUGUGUCCCUUUUGACGAAUGGCCAGAUGCUGUCGACAUUCUUACUAUAAUUUUCGAAGUAAGCGGAAUUAUUCUCAAUCUGCUAACAGCGUUUCUGCUCUUCCGUAUUCGGCACGGGCCGAGGCAAAAUGUUGUUCUCUUAAAAACACUAACAAUUCAUUGUCUUCUUGUUUGCAUUGUCAAUUUAAUUGAAGACUGUGAUCCAGACGGGGUCACCACUGAUAAUUAUGUCUUCAAUACUCUAAUGUGUGUAUUUUGGAAUGCCCGAUUCUUCUAUUGGAUCUUUUUUGUUGCUGUCAGUCAGUGUCUCGUCUUUCUUGCCGUAGAUCGAGUCCUUACUCUUUACAAGUGUGAUCAACUACGAUUCACCAGUCCUCGACGGCGUAUCGUAGUAUACGAGAUUACUAUUCACGCCUUCAGUACAUUGCUUACAUUGCCCCAAGUCCUAACUGUCAACUUACAGCAUGGAGGAUGUGCGUGUGCCCCUAACAAGGUCAACAUACCCUUCUUAACAGUGAUAUAUGCACAUGUCUAUCUAUGGUUCACACUUCUCUUUGUGACAGAUGGAAGUAUUUUAUUAUGCAGUGCGUACUAUAUUAUGAAGUGGGUUCGAGAAACCCCCAGUAGAGACCAACUUGAUGAUUUGAACGAACUCAGUUUCGAGGUGUUCAGUGAACACGGAAUUCAUUUAGAGCAAUACAAAGGAAAGGGAUAUAAGACUGCAUCCAUGUGUAUUUUACCCCUGGCUAUGAGCUAUAUUCUCACUUUCUCUUAUGACUCUACUUACCAGUUCGUAAGUGCUUUGGGUCUAGCAACUUUCAUUAUUAACAGUAUCCCACAGAAAAUUGGUGGACUCCUUCUUGUCGUUCAUGUAAACGUUGUACCGGUUGUAUUAUUCUUCUAUCUGCCACCGUUGAAAGAGUUCGCUGCUAGAUAUUUUCUUGCACCUCUUCAUGUUGUAAAAUACCCAAAAUGA
Molecule: messenger RNA, 1020 nt
Organism: Rodentolepis nana
Lineage: Eukaryota; Metazoa; Platyhelminthes; Cestoda; Cyclophyllidea; Hymenolepididae
Source: the annotation of a GenBank genome assembly